Molecule: messenger RNA, 1095 nt
Organism: Aspergillus fumigatus Af293
Lineage: Eukaryota; Fungi; Ascomycota; Eurotiomycetes; Eurotiales; Aspergillaceae
Gene: ssu2
Product: C4-dicarboxylate transporter/malic acid transport protein
Exons: 4
Coding region: 1-1095 (364 amino acids)
Biological process (GO): transmembrane transport; sulfite transmembrane transport
Cellular component (GO): plasma membrane
Molecular function (GO): sulfite transmembrane transporter activity
Source: RefSeq, a predicted model, not a curated record
AUGGGCACCGGCAUCGUCGCCAUCCUGUUCCAUCUCAUACCGUUUGGACAUACAUACCUGCACUACGUAUCCAUCGUCUUCUUUAUCUUCAACGUCGUUCUCUUUGCUGUAGUGCUCUCCAUGUCCAUCCUCCGGUACACGCUGUACCCCGAGAUCUGGGCCGUGAUGAUCCAGGACCCCACGAACUCACUGUUCCUCGCAACCUGUCCGAUGGGUUUUGCGACGCUGAUUGAGAUGUGGGUGUUCGUCUGCGUGCCGGCCUGGGGGGACUGGGCGAGGACAGUGGCGUGGGUGCUGUGGAUUGUCGAUGCAGUGGCGGCUGCCCACUGGUCAUUUGCUUGGCAAAAGGCUGACGAGGAUAGGAUUUCGCAAUCGUAUAUAACGUCGCUCGAACGCAUCACCGCGCUGCAACUGCUUCCCAUCGCGGCGACGAUCGUCGCGGCAGGGGCCGGGGCGGAGGUUGCUGAGAUCUUGCCAAAUCCGCAGCAUGCCAUGGGUACCGUGCUUGUCUCGUAUAUCCUCUGGGGUAUGGGCACGCCUCUCGCGAUGACCAUCUUGGUCAUAUACUACCAGCGUCUGGCGGUGCAUAAGCUGCCGUCCCGGGAGACAAUUGUCAGUUGUUUCUUGCCGCUGGGACCGUUGGGCUUCGGCGGAUUCGGGAUUCUGUAUCUUGGGAAAGUCCUGCGCAAAGUCGUCGAGAGUCACGAAGCGAUCGACCCCAUAGCGGGAUCGAUCGCGUACACCAUGGGACUGUUCAUCUCGCUGCUCAUGUGGAGUUUCGGGUUGAUAUGGCUUGUAUUUGCCCUGGCGACUAUCUAUCAUGCGUCCCCAUUCCCUUUCAAUAUGGGUUGGUGGGGAUUCACAUUUCCGCUGGGCGUGUAUGCGGCGAACACGCUCCUGCUGGGUCAGCAGCUGGAUCUGAUGUUUUUCAGAAUUUUUGGGAUGAUACUCAGCGUGGCGGUUGUCCUCCUGUGGCUGGUUGUGGCCGCCCGAACAGUGCACGGUGCAUGGCGUGGGAGUCUUUUCUACGCACCUUGUCUACAGAAUCUAAAGAACAAGGAGGAUCCAGCAGAAGCUCCAAUUCGCCAAGCAUGA